Molecule: messenger RNA, 1215 nt
Organism: Pimephales promelas (fathead minnow)
Lineage: Eukaryota; Metazoa; Chordata; Actinopteri; Cypriniformes; Leuciscidae
Gene: cib1
Product: calcium and integrin binding 1 (calmyrin)
Molecular function (GO): magnesium ion binding; calcium ion binding
Source: RefSeq, a predicted model, not a curated record
GUCAUCCAGGAAGCGGAAGCGUGAGCCUUUCGACCAAAGUUUGUUUAGCCUGUUGGCUAAAAACAGCAAAACUUCAGCCAGUUGUCUUGGUUUUUAUGAAACAAUAGUAACUUUAAUCCACUUUUUUUGUAGUUUAGAGCUAAAGUACUAUUCGUGCAGAACAAAAGCAGGCGGUAAUGGGGGGAACCGCGAGUAAGUUGCCGAAAGAUCUUCUAUCAGAGUAUCAGGAGCUUACAUUUCUCACCAAGCAAGAAAUCUUACUGGCACACAAAAGAUUCUCCGAGCUCCAGGGCAGAGAAAAUGGGCCGUACAGCUCCAGGGUGUCCAUGGAGAAGAUCCUCACGCUUCCUGAACUGAAGUCGAACCCCUUCCGGAAAAGGAUUUGUCACGUCUUCUCGACCUGUGACUUGAGGGAUGGCAGCUUGUCCUUUGAGGAUUUCCUGGACCUCUUGAGUGCCUUCAGCGAUUCUGCAACGCUGGAAAUCAAGUCCCAUUACGCCUUCCGGAUCUUUGACUUUGACGAUGACGGCACACUUGAUGCUCGAGAUCUGGAGAAGCUGGUGAACUGCCUGACGGGCGAGACGGACGACACUCGCCUCACUGUAGAGGAGAUGAGGCAGCUCAUAAGCAACAUCCUGGAGGAGUCGGACAUCGAUAAAGAUGGAACGGUGAACCUCUCCGAAUUUCAGCACGUCAUCUCCAGAUCUCCAGAUUUUGUCAGUUCAUUCAAGAUUGUGUUGUGAAGUUUCCACCGAAUGGAAGCGUCUCUCUCCGGUCCAGAUUUUUCACCUGAGCUUUUAAUCUGUCAAUAAUGUAGCAUGUGAAUGUAUUCUCUCAUUUAAUGUUUCAACUGUUUAUAUUUUUGAAACAUUUUUUACUAACUCUACUUUCUAUCCUGUAUUUUACAUCAUAUAUUUGUACCUAAUUUAAUAAACUCUUAAUACUGCAACUUUGACAUCCUGGUAUGAAAUGGGUCCGUUUCUGUCAGGACGGAGAUUGUUCUUUCGGCACAGCGGACACAAACGUGUUCCAUAACCCACAGACAACGUCCUGAACACACAUGCUGUGCGUAGGGAAAUAAUCCACCAGCGUCGGCUCAUCUGUGCUAUCUUCACUGCAGUGUCCCAGCUGUCCAUAAUGACCUAAUAAUGUGACAGACGGAGGAAAGGCAACUUUUAGCACUUUUGAAACAACAAUUGGAACAAAACCUUUUGA